UCUCUCCGCGGUAGUUUCACAUUGACUGCAAGGGCGAUGAAGAAAACCGGACGACAUCUCUUUAAAGUUUGAAUGCGCUCCGUGUGCCAUGGGAAUAUCGAUGGGAUAUAAACAUUUUAGACACUCUGCGAAAUGCACAAACUGAUACGACAAUUUCUAAGCCUUACAUUUAGAACUUUAUAAAGUUAAUCAGUUCUGAGCUUUGACCCAUGAUGGAGAGCUAACGGAACUCGAUGCGUAAAAGCGCACAUUGAAGCUGUUCUGCUGGAUGUAUCAUUUUACGAUUUUUAAAAAAAUCAAAUUCUGCUUCUGUAAGUGAUGGCACUAUAUCCUCUUCACUUAUUUACUCUAUUGUUGAUAACCGUGCCUGGAUAUAUUUCUGGAGCGGUAUCAUACGCACCACGAUACACUACGCAUGUGGACCAGACUCAGUCUGUAUCAGCGGCACAAAGUGGAGCUAAGGUGACAAGUAGACACAGGAACUGGUGUGCCUACGUAGUUACACGGACUGUAAGCUGUGUAAUGGAAGAUGGGGUGGAGACUUAUGUGAAACCUGAAUACCAGCGCUGCCCUUGGGGCCAAUGUUCCCAUGUGGUUUUGUAUCGGACGUACAGAAGACCAAGAUAUAAGACUGCUUAUAAAAUGGUGACGGAGAUGGAAUGGAAGUGCUGUCAUGGUUACACCGGUGAAGACUGCAAUGAUGUUACACAGGUCAGACCAACAUCUACAAGUGGUGGAUCCAAUCCUGGAAGUGGUGAGGAAGGUAGAGGUGACAAUGACAAGAUAAGGCAACUUGAGGAACAGAUUCAUAGAUUGAAUAAGGACCUUCACAACCUCCAGUCAACCAUACACAAUAUGAAUCUGAAAAUAAACGAGGAGUCUAAAAGGACAGACAUCAUUGGCGGAAACAAUCUGGCCGACGCUGCCCAACCAGGAAUGAAAGAGACCAUUGACAGCAUCCAAACCAAACUGGACAUGCUCGACAACAUGACACGGGUCCACGACAAGACUCUCAUCAGCAUCAAUAACCAUCUGGUAGAAGGAAUCGGAAAUGAGUUAGACGGUCGCUCGGGCACGCUAAAAGAGGAGAUUCUCAGGGAACUGGAGCGAAGGGUGGCCCUGUCGUGCUCUUCCUGCCAAACCGGAGUUGAGGGCGUACAGACCCAGCAAAAGGAGGACAGGGAGAGGAUCAGAGCUCUGGAGAAACACGUAAGCGUGAUGGACCAGCAUCAUCGACAAACUGUUGAGAUGCUUGAGAGGGAAUUGUCACGCUCUCAAAGUUGCUGUGACUCGCUGACCGAUCUGGACAGGAGGUUAGGUGCCACUGAAAGAAAAAUCAGUUCCUUUGAUGAGUCUUUUAAUGUUCUUAGAGGACAUGUUGACAAAGAGCUGAGAGGAGGCAAUGGAAGUCGUGGUAAAGCAUUUGAUGAGAAACUGAACAGCCGCCUUCGAGAUCUGGAGAGGCGAUUCAAUGGGACUGUUAGAAAAACCGAACAAAAAUGCUCUCAUACUGAGACGGUCAUGAAAGAGUUUGUCCAGCGAGAAAUCAAUCAGAUGAAGAACUCCAUCCUUAAUCGAGGUGAUGAUCAUGGAUCCAAAAUAUCUACAAUGGAGGUAGAUGUCCAAAACUUGAGGGAUACCAUCAAAGAUCACAAAUUUACUUUGGAGCAGCUGGACAUCAAAACAUCAGAUCUUGACAGUAAGCUUAAGGCAACUAUUAAUUUGUGCAGUGAGACGUGCGGUCCAAAAGGGAGUGAGACGGUGGAUACUGUGAAAAGCCUGGAAUGGAAAGUCAUUGCCAAUGAGAAGGACAUUAAGACAUUUGACACCAAGCUGAAAGACUUAAGUGUGUCUGGUGACUCCCUACUGAACCGUAUUUUAGAUCUCAGCCAAGACGUUGAAAAAAUCAAAGAUUUGACUGGAGACAAUGGAGAGCACUUCAACAAAAUUCUCAUAGACGUAGAGAAUAUGGGACGCGAUUGCCAAACAUGCAAUUCGAUAAAUACUGAACUUGUUAACAUAAAAAACCUAACCAACAACACUUUUAACACACUGCAAGGAAAAAUUACAGAUUUACGAAGAAAAGUAGACUCUGAUGAGAAUGCUUGCUCACAAGUUUGCUCAAAUCUGCAGGAGGAAGUGGGUAAACUGAAAGAAGAGGUUGAGAAAUGCAUAGGACAAUGUGAGAACAGCAUGAUCGACCACCAAAAGUCAAUUGACAACCAAAAUGCCAUAACUCGCAAGCUUGGCAAAGAUCUCAAGUCUAUUCAAGGUGAGCUCUCAGGGGCCAUACAAACAUUCAGCUCUAUCAAUAACACUCUUAAAGAUCUCAGUAACACCAUUCAGAGGCAUGGCGACACCAUUUCUGAUCUUGAUAGGUCUAAGGACACAAUCUACUCUGAGUUAGAUCAGCUCCAGGAUGAUUUAACCAAGCACAUAGAAGACAGUAAAGGGCAGUUUGAUGGCAUCAGAAAUGAUAUCAGUAGCAUUAACAGCAAUAUGAUAACUGAAAUGGGUGAAUGCAAGCAUUCUCGGGAUUUGCUCAAGGAAAGGGUUUCAAAGAUGGAGGGUGUAUGCAGUAGACUGGAUUCGUUGUCGGGGAACCUUCAGAGGAUCAAGGAUGGGUUGAGCAAACAUGUCUCUGGGCUCUGGACGUGUGUUAAUGACCUGAACUCCACAGUGAUAUCUCAUGGUGAAGUUAUGAAUAGCAUUCAGAACAUUCAGUCGGAGCACACUCAUGGAAUGAAGAACCUCAACUCCUCCAUACUGCACGUUCUCAAGGAAUUCCAGACCUUUACUGAACAAGACUUUACAGGACCACCUGGACCACCUGGUCCUCAAGGAGAGAAAGGAAUCAUGGGACCAACUGGGCCACAAGGACCACCAGGCAGAGAAGGACCACAAGGAAAUGUAGGGCCUGUAGGACCCCCAGGUCUAAGAGGUGAAGAAGGACCUCCUGGAGAGGACGCCGAUGUUCCAAGACUGUCCUUCUCAGCAGCACUCACACGUCCACAAGCCAAUGCAGGUACUAUUGUCUUCAAUAAGGUCCUUGUCAAUGAAGGAAAGGCCUACAACCCAACGACAGGUAUGUUUACCGCGCCAGUGAAUGGACGAUACUUCUUCAGCGCAGUCUUGACAGGUCACAAAAAUGUAAAGAUUGAGGCAGUCCUGUCUAAAUCCAAUUUCGGUAUUGCCCGCGGUGAUUCGGCUGGCUAUCAGCCCGAAGGCCUGGAGAAACCCAUGGCUGAAGCGAGACACACUCCCGGUUCCCUAGUCGUCUUUAACAUCAUACUACCUCUACAGGAGGGUGAAACGGUUUGCAUUGACCUGGUCACAGGUAAACUUGCCCACUCUGUGGAGCCCCUUACAAUCUUCAGUGGAAUAUUGCUCUACGAGGACACAGAGGAUCUAUUAUAGGAAUUAUCGGAGAAACUACAGUGAGGACAAUGAAAACAUCAGAUGUUAAAAUCUGCUUCUGGACAUCAGGCAUAAGAUUUUCAUGCAUAAAAGUUUUACAUAUUUACAUUUUGUAAGCAUAACGAAUGACACACAAAAAAGCAGCAAGACCAGGACAUGGAUUUAUAUAUAUAUAUAUUAUCGGACUAAGAUGGACUGGGAUUUUCAUGUUUGUUUUUAUAUUAUUUUUUUUCUUAAAGGGCAGAUUAUAUAUGUUUGUAUAUGUGAAGAGCACAAUGCAAUUUAUUUAGUUAAUGGCACCUCAGUAAGCAAAGUCAGUAAGCAAAUAUGUGUGCAUAUCUUUACUUUGGUGCCGUUUAUUUUUGUAAUGAGAAACAAAUCCUCAAGGGCUCCAUUUAGGGUUUUUCCCAUUAAAUUAAUGCAAUAAAUAACACAUUUUAAUUUGUAUUUUUCCAAUUUCCUCUCAGUAUUAUUCAUUGACAUUUAUGGCAAAUAACCUCAGUCAACUUCUAAAUUAGAAAAAUUAUCUAUAAAAGGAUGAACACAGCAGGCUUUGCAGAGAGGGACUAUUUUUUUUGGCCAAAAGCUAUAAAUAAGAAAACUCCUCUAACUCAUGAUCUAGUAACUUCUCCAAAAGCUUUUUGUUUAUGUUAGACGCAAAAUAAACCGAUUUUGUCAGUGUAGUUUUCUCUUCUGACUGCAGAUGUUCUGCAAAUGAAGUAAAUGUAACAGCUUGGAAUCUGUGUCUUUGCUGUGUCUUGGUGGUCUAAUGUUUUCUUUAAUACAAAGGGAUUUAGAAGAGUUUUGCAGAGCCUAGUACUAUGAGACCAUUUAGUCCGAUUUUAACCAUGAAAUGAGAGUCAUUCCCUUAAAAGGACAUUUUUAUUACUUUUACUUUGCAGUAGCCCAGCUGAUUUGGUUGAUCUAGAUUUGAAAGCAGCUUACAUCAGCUGUUCUCACUUAACCUGGAGCACACAUCCACAUCUGAUUGUUUGGUAUCUUCUUUACCUCUCACCAUUCACCAGGCAUUACAAUGCAGUAUUAUGAUUCAGAAACGAGCAGCAAAAAGUUUUUUUAACUAUUGGGCAAACUAAAUAGUCCUCAGCCAUUGUUUCAACCAAUACAUUUUUUUUAAAUGCUAUGUUUCUCAUGACUGAAUGUUGAGCAUGGAAUAUACAGUAUAUUUGCAUUGUUGGAUUUUUAAUAAAAUAUUUAAUUUUUACACAAAUCUA
Messenger RNA from Paramisgurnus dabryanus, 4649 nucleotides. RefSeq names its product elastin microfibril interfacer 1a (gene emilin1a). Gene Ontology annotation, molecular function: protein binding. NCBI's taxonomy places the organism in Eukaryota, Metazoa, Chordata, Actinopteri, Cypriniformes, Cobitidae. The record is from RefSeq and is a predicted model, not a curated record.